AUGUUAGCAAUAAGAAUAAGCGUAUAUGGGAUUUGUGAGCCGAAAUUCUGUCCUGAAUGUACGUUGGGUUUAGACCUUAAACAUACCGACUUACUGAUUUUAUCACAAUAUGUUCGCUCAGAUGGUUGCAUGUUACCUAAACGCAUCACUGGUCUUUGCUACCGUCAGCAAAAAAGGAUAGGCUCUCUUGUAACUAUGGCGCAGAAGGCGGGGCUAAUGCCGAACUUGGCGCCAGCUGGAAGUAAGAAAGAUCCGAAAAGCCGUUUCGGUUGGAAAAACUUCAAUAAAUAUUUCUAUGAAAGCACUAUCAAAUAUUAAUAUCGGUACGGAAUCGUUAAAAUAAAUCUUGCAAUAUGUCCGCAAUCUACUUAAAAGUUGAGAAAAUGU
Molecule: messenger RNA, 387 nt
Organism: Glossina fuscipes
Lineage: Eukaryota; Metazoa; Arthropoda; Insecta; Diptera; Glossinidae
Product: 28S ribosomal protein S18a, mitochondrial-like
Exons: 2
Coding region: 1-318 (105 amino acids)
Biological process (GO): mitochondrial translation
Cellular component (GO): ribosome; mitochondrial small ribosomal subunit
Molecular function (GO): small ribosomal subunit rRNA binding; structural constituent of ribosome
Source: RefSeq, a predicted model, not a curated record